Messenger RNA from Brassica oleracea var. oleracea, 3222 nucleotides. Its product is annotated as phototropin-1. NCBI's taxonomy places the organism in Eukaryota, Viridiplantae, Streptophyta, Magnoliopsida, Brassicales, Brassicaceae. The transcript is spliced from 20 exons. The coding region runs from base 1 to 2982 and encodes 993 amino acids. Gene Ontology annotation, biological process: protein phosphorylation. Gene Ontology annotation, cellular component: cytoplasm; nucleus; plasma membrane. The record is from RefSeq and is a predicted model, not a curated record. Gene Ontology annotation, molecular function: protein serine/threonine kinase activity; ATP binding.
AUGGAACCAGCAGAGAAACCAUCGAUCAAACCGUCUUCUCGGACUCUCCCUAGAGACACUCGUGGCUCUCUCGAAGUAUUCAACCCAUCAACUUUCCCGACCAGACCUGAUAACCCCGUUUUCCGUCCAGAACCACCAACGUGGCAAAACUGGAGCGAUCCACGUGACAGCCCCCAACCCCAAAUCCAACCUCUGUCUGAACCAGCUCCCUCUAUUCCGGUUCGGUCUGAAGAAAUCGCCGUCACAACCUCAUGGAUGGCUCUGAAGGAUCCAUCACCGGAGAAAAUCUCCAAGAAGACGAUAACCACCGAGAAACCACAGGUUGCGGCAGUGGCAGCGGAGCAGAGAGCGGCGGAGUGGGGACUUGUUCUGAAGACUGAUACUAAGACGGGAAAGCCACAGGGAGUAAGCGUGAGGAACUCAGGUGGGGCAGAGAAUGAUCCGAACGGGAAAAAGACUUCGCAGCGAAACUCGAGCAAUUCUUGCCGGAGCUCCGGUGAAAUGUCAGAUGGAGAUGUCGCCGGCGGGAGAGGUGGGAUCCCGAGGGUCUCGGAAGAUCUGAAAGAUGCCUUGUCGACGUUUCAACAAACGUUUGUUGUUUCAGAUGCUACCAAACCUGAUUACCCGAUUAUGUAUGCUAGUGCCGGUUUCUUCAACAUGACCGGUUACACUUCGAAAGAGGUCGUCGGCAGAAACUGUCGAUUUUUACAAGGAUCAGGGACAGAUGCUGAUGAGUUAGCGAAGAUAAGAGAGUCAUUAGCUGCAGGAAAUAAUUAUUGUGGGCGUUUAUUGAAUUACAAGAAAGAUGGGACCUCAUUUUGGAAUCUUCUCACAAUUGCGCCGAUUAAAGACGAGAGUGGCAAAGUCCUCAAAUUUAUUGGAAUGCAAGUGGAGGUGAGCAAACACACUGAAGGAGCCAAAGAAAAGACUUUGAGACCCAAUGGGCUUCCUGAAUCUCUGAUUCGAUAUGAUGCCCGCCAAAAAGAUAUGGCGACUAACUCAGUAACAGAGCUGGUGGAGGCGGUGAAGAGACCUCGAGCUUUAAGCGAAUCAACCCAUAGCCAUCCCUUCAAGAGAAAGUCGGAGAGCGAUGAGCUUCCUGCAAAACCUGGCCGGCGAAUGUCUGAGAACGUCGUUCCAUCAGGACGGCGAAACUCCGGGGGCGGCAGAAGAAACUCGAUGCAGCGAAUCAGCGAAAAUCCCGAGAAGAAACCGGCAAAAACUUCUCGUCUUUCUUUCAUGGGGUUGAAGAAGAAGGGUCAGUCUCAAGACGAGUCUCUUGAAGAUGGAUUUAUAGAGUAUGGUGAAGAAGAUGACGAGAUUAGUGACAGAGACGAGAGACCAGAGAGUGUUGAUGAUAAAGUGAGACAAAAAGAGAUGAGAAAGGGUAUGGAUCUCGCAACCACACUCGAACGUAUCGAGAAGAACUUCGUCAUCACCGAUCCUAGGCUCCCCGACAAUCCCAUUAUUUUUGCGUCUGAUAGUUUCCUGGAGCUCACGGAAUAUAGCCGUGAAGAAAUUCUUGGCAGAAACUGCAGGUUUCUGCAAGGUCCAGAGACUGAUCCAACAACGGUAAAGAAGAUUCGAGCGGCUAUUGAUAACCAAACCGAAGUGACGGUUCAGCUCAUUAACUACACCAAGAGCGGGAAGAAGUUCUGGAACAUUUUCCACCUGCAACCUAUGCGUGAUCAGAAGGGAGAAGUACAAUACUUUAUCGGAGUGCAACUAGACGGGAGCAAGCACGUUGAGCCAGUUCGCAAUGUCAUUGAAGAAGUUGCAGUGAAAGAGGGCGAAGAGCUGGUGAAGAAAACAGCUGUAAAUAUAGAUGAGGCUGUACGAGAACUUCCUGAUGCCAACAUGACGCCAGAGGAUUUAUGGGCAAACCACUCAAAGAUUGUUCAUUCAAAGCCUCACAGGAAAGAUUCACCUUCAUGGAAAGCUAUCCAAAAGGUACUGGAGAGUGGAGAACAAAUUGGUCUGAAGCAUUUCAGACCGGUAAAACCUUUGGGUUCCGGUGACACAGGAAGUGUCCAUUUAGUGGAACUUAAUGGAACAGACCAGUUGUUUGCAAUGAAAGCAAUGGACAAGACCGUCAUGCUUAACCGUAACAAAGUGCAUAGAGCUAGAGCUGAGAGGGAGAUCCUAGAUUUACUUGACCAUCCUUUUCUCCCAGCACUCUACGCUUCAUUUCAGACAAAGACGCAUAUAUGUCUUAUAACGGAUUACUAUCCAGGAGGAGAACUCUUCAUGCUCCUUGAUCGACAACCUAGGAAGGUUCUCAAGGAAGAUGCCGUAAGAUUCUAUGCUGCUCAAGUGGUCGUUGCACUAGAGUAUCUUCACUGCCAAGGAAUUAUUUAUCGGGAUUUAAAGCCAGAAAACGUAUUAAUCCAUGGAAAUGGAGAUAUCUCCCUAACAGAUUUCGAUCUGUCUUGCUUGACAUCUUGCAGACCUCAGCUGUUGAUUCCGAGUAUAGAUGAAAAGAAGAAGAAGAAGAGUCAACAAAGUCCAGUCUUCAUGGCUGAACCUAUGCGUGCAUCAAACUCAUUUGUUGGCACUGAAGAGUAUAUUGCUCCGGAAAUUAUAACUGGGGCGGGCCAUACAAGUGCAGUAGACUGGUGGGCUCUUGGUAUCCUUAUGUACGAAAUGUUAUACGGAUACACUCCUUUUAGAGGAAAAACCAGACAGAAGACUUUCGCUAAUGUUCUUCAGAAAGAUCUGAAGUUCCCAGCUAGUAUUCCUGCAAGUCUUCAAGUGAAACAGCUGAUUUUUAGGCUGUUACAACGAGAUCCGAAGAAGAGACUAGGCUGUCUUGAAGGAGCAAACGAAGUCAAGAACCACUCUUUCUUCAAAGGCAUUAAUUGGGCUCUGAUUCGAUGCACGACUCCUCCGGAGCUCGAAACACCAAUAUUUCCUGGCGAAGCUGAAAACGGAGAGAACGUCGUGGACCCUGAACUAGAAGAUCUGCAAACAAAUGUUUUUUGAAAAUUUGAAUUGAACGAUUCUUGUUUUCUUAAAAAUGGUUUCAAGAACCUUUUGAAUCUCUUGCUGUCCCAAAGCUUCAAACGAGAGUGCAUGUUCUUUUCAUUUCGUUUUUUUCUUCUUCUUUGACCUAUUCGAUUGGUUUUCCUAAGUGUUUUUCAUUUCUUGUAAUAUGUGUCUAUUUGUGUGAUUUCCUGAGGAAUAUUUUAUCCUACAUUUCAAUAAAGCUAGUCUUUUCGUCUA